Messenger RNA from Symbiodinium natans, 1560 nucleotides. NCBI's taxonomy places the organism in Eukaryota, Dinophyceae, Suessiales, Symbiodiniaceae. The record is from the annotation of a GenBank genome assembly.
GCCGUCCAGCUGCUGGAGCAAGCCUUUUCGAAGGUCGAAGCAGAUGACCAAUUAGAUGAGGUUGCUCUGGCCAGAGUGGGAGUGCAAGUGCUGCUGUGUGCAGGCCUUUCGCAGGCUGCUCGGCAUGCCGAAGCACUGGAUGUGGCACAGUGUGCGUCGGAGGCAGCCGAUUUCGUGGUGUCUGAGCUUUAUGAGAAGGCUCGGAGGCCUUCCAGCGACUCGGACAAGGGUGGCUGCGUUUCACGUGCAUUGCUGCAGCGGGCAGUUGAGAUCUCCGUCCAAGCAAGGCAGUGCCAGGCAUUGGAGCUCGAAUUCAUGGGGCCCAGGGAUAUUGACAUGAUGGAGUUCUGGGACAGCUUGCGGCGACUUCAUCAACAAAGUCUGUCCUUGGCUGAAGCAUUGCCUCACCACAGCGUCGUCCGACUACGAGCUGCUCAGGCAAAACGGGAGUGGCAGAUCCGAGCUGCAGAAGCAACUCUGCCGAAAGCCCCGCUGGCAUCCUCCAGCUUGGGCCAGAACAGUUCUUUGCAGGUCUGGCGGUCUCUUCUGGGGCCGCCGCCGAAAUGUGCGGUACGCAGGUCUGACGCGGGAGCUGGGUUGCCCAAGCACCAGCGUAUGCACCUAGGAAUACCGCCUCCAGUUGACAUGGAUUUCGAGCGGCGGAGGCGUGCGAACGCUGCUGAGCGACGACCUGGCAGCAUGGAGACGUUGAGCUCUACUUCGUUGUCCUCGUUCGCAUCAGUGAACAAGGGCCUCGACGAAUCUUCCUCAGCACCGCAGCUUGGUGGCUGGUCACCUUCUGACACAGGCAGCAGCCUCGGUGUGAAGCCUUGGAGCAGGCACCCUUUACCUGCUGGAGACCUUUAUGUAUGUACAUCACCCCGGCGAACACAGCUGCCACGGACCCCAAACUGGGCAUCGACCAGGCGGGUCCCAGUGCUCUUCUCCGUGCAGGGUACUAAGGGCAAGGCGUCCUGGGCCUUGAGGAGCUCCAAAAAGAAGAAUCGGGACGUCAAUGACGACAAGCGCAUGAAUGCCUUCGAGGACUGGCGCAAGAAUGGCUCUGGUCCGAAAAUGCGGCUCAUAGAUCAGGUGUUGCAGACGGAGAAUGGAAUCCAGCAUUUUCAAGAGAAUCUCAAGACUCAGAGCUACAGAUUCAAGAACUUUUGGCUAAAGGAUAUGGUUACAGAAGAUGAUCUGUACAGUGAUCGAACGUUUUUCUGUUCGGAGGGUCUUCGAGUCUUGAAGAGAAAUCCGCAGAGACAACCAAGAGCCAUGUCACCAAUCAAACCCAAGGCCAAGCAGCUCUUCCAGCAUUACGAUGUGCAGUGCCCUAGCAUAAGCGACUUGUCCGGGCUCCACAGUGAAGUGAAGGGCUAUUCGGAAUUGCUGGAAAAAUCUCAGGAGACUGCAACUAGCUUGGGCAGCUUGCCAUACUUCAAAAGGGGAGGACGCAGAAUGAGCUUCGGCCAGUUCGACGCCCUCAAGGAAAUCUUGACAAAGCAUCGGCGGAUGGGGGUAGCUGGAAUUUCCUCGAAUUCCCCGGGCAACUUCCGCUGA